Molecule: messenger RNA, 10329 nt
Organism: Syngnathoides biaculeatus (alligator pipefish)
Lineage: Eukaryota; Metazoa; Chordata; Actinopteri; Syngnathiformes; Syngnathidae
Gene: ncor2
Product: nuclear receptor corepressor 2
Exons: 48
Coding region: 987-8078 (2363 amino acids)
Biological process (GO): negative regulation of transcription by RNA polymerase II
Molecular function (GO): transcription corepressor activity
Source: RefSeq, a predicted model, not a curated record
UCUCGAUUGCUACCGUCGCCUUCCUCUCUGUCAGUGCUUUAUUUUUGAGACACAAACAUAUUUUAUAUAUUUAUUUUAAAAUUCGUGGUUUUCUAUUAAAUCCAUUGUAAGUGCCAGGGAGCAAAUGCAGGAAAAGUCCAAAGUCCGUCAUAGCCGAGGGUGGCGACAUUAAGGCGUGACUUUUAAGACGUCCGCUCGAGGUCGCUGCUGUCCCUGCGCGCUCCGCCACGAAGGCCAUCAUCCAAAGUGAUGUGGAUUUUCCAGCUCAUUGAAAUUUCCCAUCUGCUCCUCAGCGGGCAACCCCCACUCGGUAUCCGGGUCACACUCCCCACUAAACGGAACUGAGACGUGGGAAGUGAGCUGGAAGAGGAGGCCCACAUGGGCGCCCACAGCUGAUUCCUUUCGUCUGAGCGACUCGAAUCGUUUGUUAUGUCAGAUUCUCGAGUCCCUUCGCGACCUCAAAAGGCGGACAAAAUGCAUGCAAAAUGUAAAUCGCAACCCGGUGAGCCGCAAAAGCGUCCCGGCUGCCAUACAGUUGCCACCACAGGAAACGGUGGGUUCUUUGUCGCUGUCAGAACUACUCUUCUCUGCUACGUGCUAGCGGCUACAUGCUAUCAUCUCCUCCCCCGUUAGCAAUGCUGGACUCCGGAGGAGGGACGAGAGAGAUCGGCGAGGAGGGGAUGAGGAGGAGGGGAGGCGCUUCAGCCCCGCUGUAGUGUGCUGUGUCGGCCGCAAGCAGGCGGGCAGAUGAGCGCAACAUUGUGCGCGAGCUGGCGCGAUAAAUGAGCAGCAAAAGUGGGAUUUGUUGGGGACUCGUUGACGGCGGACGAAGCCCGAAGCCGUGUAAGCGACGACGAUCGGGAUUGUGGCUUCCUUCCACCCCGCUGAGUGUGCUGGCCUAAAGGAAGACCCCACCAUGCACAUAAGACCCGUCUGCUUCGCAGCCACACCUACUUCCUGUCUGUAGAGGAAGAGGCUGUGCCAGGAUGUCCUCUCAUCCUCAGUCUGUGCCACCGGGCCGGAGACCAAUGGACACGCGGCACUUGCCGAACCCCGCCACCUUACCGUUGCAGCUCCAGCGGGCGCACACAGAAGUGGGAAUGGUGGACUACCACUCCCAUCAUGGCCGCGACUACAGCUCGCACUUGGCGCAACCUCAUCGCCGUCGACCCUCCUUGCUUUCGGAGUUCCAGCCGGGAAACGAGAGUUGUUUUUGCAGAGGACAGGAGCAGCAUAUCCGCUACGAGCACAUCUACUUACCAGAGCCGAGCAGCCAUUCCGAGUUGGAGUUCGGAGAGAUCAAACGGCCUCGUCUGGAGAUGGGACCAGAUUCUCUGAUGAGACCUUCGUCCCAUCGGCCGCAGUUGCCUCAUGGAGGGUCUGAGGAUCUCGCUAAGGAUCGCGGAAGUGCCAUGGGGAAGCUUGAGCCCAUCUCCCCUGUAAGUCCUGUGCACAUGGACCCCGAUUUGGAUCUGGUGCCGGCCCGCUUUUCCAAGGAAGAACUGAUCCAGAAUAUGGACCGUGUCGACAGGGAGAUCACGAUGGUGGAACAGCAGAUCUGCAAGCUUCGCAAAAAGCAGCAACAGCUGGAGGAAGAGGCUGCCAAACCUCACGAGCCAGAGCAGCCCAUUUCCCCUCCGCCCAGCGAGGCCAAGCACCGCAGCUUGGUGCAGAUCAUCUACGAUGAGAACAGGAAAAAGGCAGAAGAGGCUCAUAGAGUACUGGAGGGACUCGGACCCAGGGUAGAACUGCCACUGUAUAACCAGCCUUCUGAUACCAAGCAGUACCAUGAGAACAUCAAAAUAAACCAGGCGAUGAGGAAAAAACUCAUCUUAUACUUCAAAAGAAGAAAUCAUGCUCGUAAGCAAUGGGAACAGAAAUUCUGCCAGCGUUACGACCAACUGAUGGAAGCCUGGGAGAAGAAGGUGGAGCGCAUUGAAAACAACCCGCGGCGCCGAGCCAAGGAGAGCAAAGUACGGGAGUACUACGAAAAACAGUUCCCGGAGAUUCGGAAGCAGAGAGAGAUGCAGGAACGAAUACAGAGCCGCGUUGGGCAGCGAGGAGGUGGAUUGAGCUCUUCUGCAGCUCGCAGCGAACACGAGGUCUCAGAGAUCAUUGACGGAAUAUCAGAGCAUGAGAACACAGAGAAACAAAUGCGGCAGCUGGCGGUCAUCCCUCCGAUGCUGUUUGACGCCGAGCAGCAACGCAUCAAGUUCAUCAACAUGAACGGAUUGAUGGACGACCCCAUGAAGGUGUACAAGGACCGGCAGGUCAUGAAUAUGUGGAGCGAGCAAGAGAAGGACACCUUCAGAGAGAAAUUCAUCCAACACCCGAAAAACUUUGGCCUCAUCGCAUCUUUCCUGGAAAGAAAGACGGUGGCGGAAUGUGUGCUCUUUUAUUAUUUGACCAAAAAGAACGAGAACUAUAAGAACAUCGUGCGAAGAAACUACAGGCGGCGAGGAAGAAGCCAGCACGGCCAGCAGCAACAGCAGCAGCAGCAGCAGCAGCAGCAACAGCAGCAACAAGUCAAUCGCAGCAGCCAGGAAGACAAGGAAAAGGAGGAGAAAGACAAGGAAGGCGAGAGGGAGGAGGAGAAACCAGAAGCUGAAGACAAGGAGGAUGGGAUGAAAGAUGAAACUUCUGGCGAAGAUGCAGAGGACAAAGAGCCUGCAGUGGCCGUGAAGGGCCGGCGAACAGCCAACAGCCAAGGACGCCGGAAGGGCCGGAUCACCCGCUCGAUGACCAGCGAGGUGGAGGAGACGACCGCGGCGCCUGUCAACAAUGAGCUCGCCAAUCUGGAAAUGAAUGAAAGUUCUCGCUGGACUGAAGAAGAGAUGGAAACGGCCAAAAAAGGUCUUCUUCAGUAUGGUAGGAACUGGUCUGCCAUUGCCAAGAUGGUGGGAUCAAAAACUGUGUCGCAGUGUAAGAACUUCUAUUUCAACUACAAGAAAAGGCAAAAACUGGAUGAGAUUUUACAGCAACAUAAAAUGAAAUCGGAGAAGGAACGAAAGGCUCGCCGCAGGGGCAAAAGCCUUCAAAAUGAAGAGGCCACUGCCCCAUUCACAGCAGCAGAAGAAGAAGAGUUGGAAGGCUCGGGCGCAAGUGGCAAUGAAGAGGAAGCGCCUGAAGAUGGAGAAGGUGGCACCAACAACAGCUCGGACACGGAGAGUUUGCCAUCGCCACGUUCAGCUGAUGAUACCAAGGCCAAGGAAGAGGGUUCCAAUAAAUCCAAGGCUGGCUCUAAUAGUGGGGAUAAGGAGGUAGCCGGAACAGACUCAGAACAGGCUGAAGACGUGAAGCUUCCAAUAAAAGAAGAGCCAGAGCUCUCCAUCAAGCAGGAGAUCAAGACUGAAUCAGCAUCGCCAAACAAGGAUCCGGACCAAGCGUCACCAAGCACCGAGGCCACGGACAAGAAGGCUCCCGCGGCAGAAGCUGACGAUGUCAAAAACUGUCCCAAGAGCUCAAAGAAAGACCACGGGGCCAAAGCAGGCUCACAUGGGGACAGCGACUCCAGCGCCACUUGCAGCGCUGAUGAAGUCGAAGAAGCGGACAACACAGAAAAAAACAGAAUAACGUCCCCGCGUCCAAGCCUACUGAACUACGCUCAUGAUGGCGUCAUCUCAUCCCCGCUCCAGAAGCCCAUGGACCUUAAACAGCUCAAACAGCGGGCGGCCGCCAUCCCGCCAAUUAUACCAGAAGCGUCGGUCCAAGGCAAUCAGCGGAGUGGGGGUGCCAAGGCUGUGUUGCCCCCCCAUGCUUUGGCACUGUACCAACAGCAGAUCACUAUGGCUCAUGGGGAGUCGUCUCAGGAGGUCAAACAACAGCAGCAGCAGCAGCUUUCGGGCCAGCCAGGCAAACAGCAGCCUUAUUCCCAACAAGCUGAUAGAGACAGGGAGGCUCCUCAUAGCAGCAGCCCUCGCAUCCGCCCACGCAGCCCUGCCACUGGUGACAAGGACGAAAAGUCGCAGGCUUUCUCUUCGCAUGGCGACGUCAAGAGGCCAGCACUGGGGCCCGACGACUUAAGGUCCGCUAACCUGGGUCGAGCGGUUUUGUCUCCGUUCCCCGUGUCCCCACGAGACUUGGCCAAGAUCAGUCACGACCAACACCUGCUCCAAUUCAACUCAUUCCAGCAAGUGGGCCACCCAGUACUUCCUGGUUUGCAACAGGAUAGUGCCAGACAAGCAACAGUGAGACCCCUCAUUAUGCCAGAGCCCCCACCUCUCAUUUCCUCAACCAAGCCAGGGGGCUCCAUCACACAGGGGACUCCUGUACAGUUGCACAGCCCAGCUCAUGGGUUCGAACAUGGGAAAAUGCCUUCUACUCAGAUGAGCUUGUCUUGGAUUGAUCAGAGGAAAGGUGGUGCUCCAUUCCCUGUGGUCAAGCAGGAGCAGUUAUCCCCUCGCAGCUCAUCCUUGCAACCUGACAACCCAUCUACCCAAGGCCCACCUCAUGAUGGUGGAAGAGCUGUUCAGGGCGGUAGCAUCACGAAGGGUAUCCCAGGGACCAGAAUGCAUCCAGAUUCCGCAAUCUCCUACAGAGGUGGCUCUAUCACUCAGGGGACACCGGCAGAUGUGCUGUAUAAGGGAACCAUUACCCGUCUGAUCACAGAGGACAGCGCGAGCCGAGCUGAGAGGGAGCGGGAUGACACCUUGUCCAAAGGUCACGUGGUCUAUGAGGGAAUAAGUGGUCACAUCCUCACAUACGACCGUCCAGUUUCUCAAACCUCUAAAGAUGAUGGUAGAGGGCCAGGCCAAGCUGGUGAAAUUCUUGGCCUAAAGCGUCCUUACGACGUGAUGGAGGGAGGCAUCUCCCGCGGUCUGCCCAUGAGGGAUUCCCUGUCUGCUUCCAACUGUGAAGGUCUAAUCGGCCGAGCCAUGCCCCAUGACAGGGACAGCCCCCAUCACACACCUUAUAAAGAUGCGCACCACAUACGAGGUUCCAUCUCACAAGGAAUACCACGUCAUCUGGACCCUCAGGAUAGCUACCUGAGAAGGGAAGCCAAGCAAAUGAAACGAGAGAACUCUCCGCCACACGGGGCCAGUUCACUGUCAGACGCGAUAAAGGGCAGGGAGGCCAUGGUGCCCACAGUGAAGGAGGCUGGGCGCUCCAUCCACCUCAUUCCCAGGGAGGAGCUCAGACAGCCAGCCAAAGAAAGCAUCAUAACACCGGGAACUCCCAUGAAGCAGGAAGCUGGCAGCUCAGGUAAACGACACGACGUCCGCUCCAUCAUAGCCAGCUCGCCACGUUCCUACCAUAACGCGCCCCCUCACCUGGAGAUGCGGGCAGAGAGGGGGCGCUAUGAGGAGGCCCACAAAGGACGCCCGAGUGCGGUGGUCAGCACCGCCAGCCCGAUAGCUCGCUCCUCUCCCCUGACGCUGGCUUCCGAGCAGGGAGGCAAAUCGCAUCACAGCCCCGUCGGCUAUGAGGACAAAGGCACCUUGAGAAAUGCUUACCCUGGCCCGUCACACCGUGGCUCGCCGCUUUCCAGUCAGCGGCAACAUGAUGGCUCCAGUAAGAAAGAACCUCAAGAGCGAAAAGCCACACCGACCCCGAGGGAGAUGAGCGCGACCAAAUCACCUCUCCCGGGGGUUCCUGAUCAGCAGACGUUCGAGCGACUGUUGCAGGGCCUCGGAGCCGACGUUUACAGACAAAUUCCUUUGGCCUUCGAUCCUGCGGCACUGCCUCGCGGCAUCCCCAUCGACCCAGCCUACUACUUGCCUCGCCAUCUGGCCCCCAACCCGGCGUACCCUCAUCCCUACCCCUACCUCAUCCGGGGAUUUCCAGACACGGCGGCCCUGGAGAACCGGCAGACGCUGCUCAAUGACUACAUAACUUCCCAGCAAAUGCACCAGUGGCCUGCAGCGGCUGCCAUGGCUGCCCAGCGCUCAGACAUGCUAAGGGGCCUUACUCCGCGAGAUCAGCCCCUUCCUCUGCCUUACUCUGCAGCCCCUCGUGGAAUCAUUGAUCUAUCUCAGGUGCCGCACUUACCUGUCCUGGUCCCUCCCUCUGCAGGGACGGCCGGCUCCCCAAUGGACCGUAUCACCUACAUCCCGGGGGGGAGCGCCACCUUCCCUGGCAGGCCUUACACCACUCCCCCAAUCUCACCCGUUGGUUCCUCGCACAUGAACAAGAUGCAAGGCACAUCAUCUUCUUCAGAACGCGAGCGUGAAAGAGAUCGUGACCGAGACCGGGAACGGGAGAGGGAACGCGACAGGGAUCGUGACAGAGAGAGAGAGCGGGACAGAGAAAAGGGUGGAGGAAAUGUGGAGCAUGCCCCCAUUUGGCGACCAGGUACAGAGCACAGCUUAGCAAGUAGUAGCGGUGUGAGAGCUUCUUCCCAGCCGUACAGCCACCAGCAUUCGCCAGUGUCCCCUCGCACACAGGAGACUGUGCAGCAAAGGCCCAGCGUCCUGCACAAUACCGGAAGCAAGAAUCUUUCCUCCGAACACCCCAGCCCCUCCGUGUUACGAUCCGUACCUUCAGGACCCUCCCGUUACCAAGGUUACCAUGGUCACCUGCAAAGGACCGGUUUGCCUCCUGAGGCCUACACCUCUGCCCUGGAUUCGAGUGGAGCCAAAGAGCAGAGUCGCGAAGGAGGCAAAAACCGAGGACUACCUAAGCAAGUCCAAGAUCAGCACGGGCCCUCGAGCAAGUCGGACUCCAAGCUUACAAGUCCCAGCCAGGGAGGAAUAUACCCAGGUCCUUACUCCUCGAUUUCAGGACGUGCGCCGCACCUGCAGUUGGAAAACCCUCAUGGCCGCGGGGACGGUGGUACGCCUAGUAGGGAAAAUGCUCAAAAUAAAACGAUGUCCAUUCAGGAACAAGAGCUCAGAGCACUCGCUCAACAGAAGAUGGAGUCACAUGUUCUGUAUCGACCUCCGUCUGCGGAAAGGCUUUCGCCAGGCCAGAAACCGCCUUCGCCUUGUGUGAAAGGCAGCCAACGGGUCGUGACCCUGGCUCAGCACAUCAGUGAGGUGAUCACAAAAGAUUACAGGCAGAGUCAGCAGCAGCAUCAACAAGGUUACCACGGCUCACCCAUCCUGGACUUGACCCGACCCCCCAGUGCCUCACAGCCCCCGGCCUCUUCCCAGGAGGCCCCCCAAGCGGGCCGCUACGCCGAGGGCCUCGGCGGGGACCGUAACAGAGACCGGUCUCCUUCUCAAUCCAAGUCUUCUCCCAUCAGUGUUUCCAAUGACUGCAUCGAGCCGGUUUCUCCUGCCGGGGCCAACUCCGAGCUUGAAAUCCAGGGAGGAGGCUCGUAUCCCAACGAGCUAGGAGAGCAAGUAAUGGGCUCCCGUUCCCCGCCCAACACCUCGCAGCCUCCGGCUUUCUUCAGCAAGCUGACUGAGAACACCUCCGCUAUUGUGAAAUCAAAGAAGCAGGAGAUGAUCAAGAAGAUGACUGUGGUGGGAAACGACGAUUUUAAUGCGGGUCAGCCCGGAACAGAAAUCUUCAAUAUGCCGGCAUCUACAACAGCAGGAUGGACGCUGUCUUCAACAGGAUCGGUGGGCGUUCGCAGCCACCCGGCCCCCGAGACGCCCGGCGGCUCCAUCGGUCUGGAGGCCAUCAUAAGAAAGGCUUUGAUGGGAAAAUACGACGAUCAGCCCGAGGAACGCUCGCCCGCCGCGUCGGCUCAGCAGCUGGUGUCGGGUCUGCCCGUUGGCUUGAGCGCAACCGACGGCCGCGCGGACGACACCUUCUCGCAAGGUGGCGGGAAGGCCUCAAAGGGCAGCGGGCGCUCCAACGGGCGCAAGGCCAAGUCCCCAGCGCCCGGCCUGUCGGGGGGCGAGAGGCCGUCCUCAGUGUCCUCGGUCCACUCUGAAGGAGACUGUAACAGAAGAACGCCGCUGACCAACCGAGUGUGGGAGGACCGGCCCUCCUCCACAGGUUCAACGCCGACCCCCUUCCCGUGCAACCCGUUGAUCAUGCGUUUCCCCGGCGGGACGGUUUCGGUUCCCUCGCCUUCGUCGGGGCAGCCGGUGGGCCACGUGGCCGCUCAGGGGCAAGGCCGCGCCUGGGAGGAGGAGCCCAAGCCGCUGCUCAUGUCUCAGUACGAGUCGCUGUCCGACAGCGAGUGACCGGCUUGGGGGCGCGUGGGCCCGCCCCGGCGCCGCUGCGCUCUGCGUUGCCCGCUCCCGGAAUCCCGUCACAAGUCGUCCCUUCUUUCACGUCUCCUCGCCGGCCUUAUCAGCUCGGGCACAAGUCAACGCGCUCAAGCGCUUUGGCGUUUGUUUGCCGGGUGGGAUUCUCGUCAAGUCGGCAGCCCAACCGGCAAGAGUUGAAUUUCUUGAGCCUCUGCUUUGCUACAAGCGCAUGCAAGGGAAGGGACAGAACUUUCUUUUUUUUUUUUUUUUUUUUUUUGUUGAUGGUUCUUUUUCUUCUUUCAACUCAGUCUCGUGAUUGGGAAGCCAUCGCGGACAGCAAGUACCUUUUUGGUUGUGAAUGUUCUAUGGUUAUACGUGCUGGUCCUCGGUCCGCAAAGAUCUUCAGAGGCUUUUGGGGUCGGGGGGGGGCCCUCAUAUCAUUGGUUUACAGGGUAAACACGCCGUCAGUCGCAGACGACGUCGUCCGUUGGCGAUGGUCCCGAGGGCGGGCGUCGGCCGUCCCGUCUGACCUUUGGCCGUACGACGGGGUUUGGACAAGUGACGCUGUGGCGGUUUUUGAUAUUGACUGCAUCCGUGUUCGUUCGUUUGAUGCUUUUAGGAUACGAAGCACUUAGUAGUUGGCCGGUCCGCAACGGUGUCGCUCCGAAAGCAGCGCGACGGGAUUUCAAACGACCCUCCGCGGCGUUCCCGUCUUGGGGCUUUUGCGACAGUCUGACCUUUGACCUUGUACUGCAUAGAGGAAGACCCUUAGCUUCUCUACUGUGCAACUUUUUUUUUUUGUACAUUAUAAUAUAUUCUUAGUGUUAAGUGCCAUUUAUUUUCCAUGCACAGUGCUGAAGUUACCAAGUGACGCACAAUUCUUUCUUUUUUCGGGGUUGGGGAGGGGGUGGGGGGUGGCCUCCAUUGCCAGGGUUUCUUAUGUGCAGGCUGGGAGUUGACAACAUAGAUGCAAAUGUCUUUCUUUGUGCAUCUGCCAGCCGCGCACUGGCAAAACUCACAAUCUUACCAAGAACAGUUCUUAUUUCCGGUCAAGUCCGAAAACUUGAGAUGAUUACACUUCAAAUACGUGUCGUGGUUUUUAGACCAUUUCCGCUUGUUUCAGGCUUUAUUUUGGCUUACUUACAAUAAGCGAGCGGUCAUGCCGAGCUCACUGGUGUCAAAUUCGAGCCUGCCUGCGUACCGAGAUCUGCAGAAAUGAUUUGGCAACGAAUGCGCAGAGGGGCGCGCUGUCUAUUGAAAGGAAACUGAUUUAAAAAAAAAAUGCCAUUGGCCUUUGAAACAAGUGAAAAUUGCCUCGUCGCUUUUUUACUUGACAAGUCUUAUUGUAAGGGGUUUUGACUGUGAAUCAGCCAAAUACUCCUGCUAAGCUUUUUGAGGUUUUCCAACGCAGCGAGCUUUUCGGCCGCAAAGGGAACGCGCGACAUUUUCUCUAUGCGGCACUCGCUUCACGGCGCUGGAUUGUGGGCGGGUUUCACGGGAGGUGAAUGGGGAAAGCGCUGCAAAACGGCAACGGCCGCACCAAAAGGGCUGGUGUCCGGGGUCGGAUGGGCUCAGGUGGAGUUUGGUCCUUUAGCGACACAACAUCCAAGUUUUUGGGACGACGUCCAGUCUAACCUCUUGUCAUGCCUGCGGGAUGCUCAUCGCGGCCAUCUUUGGGGUGUUUUUGUUUUUAUCGUCCACCCGGAGGGUGUGUAAUUUGGCCCACACAUCGGUGUCUGUUGCUCCAUGUUUUAUUUCAUGAAUCCAUUAAGGAAGUCGAAGAAUGUGAGCGGACUAGCUGUUGUUUUAACAGAUGACGGACUUAAUUCACUGAUUUUAAAAAAUGAUACUAAAUUAAAUUUUAACGUGCAUUCAUUUUGCCUUUGCUCCAACAGUUUUGUCCAACCGCAGAUUCUCCACUUGUCAAAAAUAACAAAUAUCAACUGUGGUCCCUGGAGGGAGGGUGGGUGGGGCUGUUGGAAUAUUAUAACUUUGUUCCAACGUUUUGUUCAUAAGGUUUUUUUUUAUAUAAUUAUAACCCAUGUAUAAUAACAAGGAUUGUAUAUAAAACAAUAUAGAUGUAAAUAUUUAUGUGGCUUGCUUCUAGGUUGGUAUUACGGAAUAAACACACGCACACGGUUAAAUUCUACAUGCCCACCAGCAAGCUUUGUGGAUUGCAGUGUACAAAUGGAAAACAAAGAAGACACUGCCUUAAUGUUGAAAUAAAAACCUUAUUGCCAUUCAG